CUUUUACCGUCGCCCAGUGCUCCUCCUGGGGAAGGUGGAAAGGGCCAGACAGCGUGCGUCUUUGGAUCCUUGCGCGGGAGCCUAGGGGUUGGAUGGUGCACGAGGGAUUCUGGUCUACAAUGGCUGAUGAUCAAGAGAAAGAUUUGCAGAAAUUUUUAAAAAAUGUGGAUGAAAUCACCACUUUAAUUCAGGAGAUGAAUUCUGAUGACCCAGUUGUUCAACAGAAAGCUGUCCUCGAGACAGAGAAGAAACUAUUGCUCCUGGAGGAACACCAAGAGGAGGAUGGGUGCAAGACCACCUUGAACAAGACGAUGAUCAGUCCUCCACAAGCCCCUGCAGAGAAUGCAGAUGAAUUAAGCCCAGAGGCCUUCUUGGCAUCUGUGGAGAAGGAUGCGAAGGAGCGAGCCAAGAGAAGAAGGGAAAACAAAGUCUUAGCAGAUGCCCUGAAAGAAGAGGGGAACGAAGCCUUUGUCAAAGGUGACUAUGAAACGGCAAUCUUGCACUACAGCCAGGGCUUGGAGAAGCUGAAGGACAUGAAAGUGUUGUACACCAACCGAGCCCAGGCUUAUAUAAAACUUGGAGAUUACCAGAAGGCACUGGGGGAUUGUGACUGGGCUCUGAAGUGUGAUGAAAAAUGCACAAAGGCAUAUUUUCACAUGGGAAAAGCCCACCUGGCCCUGAAGAACUAUAGUGCGUCUAGAGAGUGUUACCAGAAGAUCUUAGAAAUAAACCCCAAGCUUCAGACACAGAUGAAAGAGUACCUGAACCAAGUCCAUCUUCAGGAGAAGGCAGACCUUCAAGAGAAGGAAGCCCAUGAAUUACUGGAUUCAGGAAAGGACACAGCUGUGACAACCAAAAACCUCCUGGAAUCCCUUUCCAAACCUGACCAGAUGCCCUUGUUCUAUGCAGGGGGGAUGGAGAUCCUGACAGAAAUGAUGAAGGACUGCACAGAACGAACUUUAUUCAGAAUACACGGUGGAUUCCGCAUCAUCAGUGACAAUGAAGUCAUAAGAAGGUGCUUUUCCAUGACAGGGAAAGAUGUGGUUGAAGAGACGAUCUGUGUGUCUGUUCUGAAGCUUUGGCAAGCAGUGUGCAGUGAGAAUGAGGAAAACCAGCGUCUGCUUAUGAUGUACCCAGAUUGGGCCAGGCUGGUGCCCUCCCUCUUGACAUCCAGAGUCCUUGCCAUCCAACAGGAGAGCCUGGCACUACUGGUACAGCUUGCCCAGACAGAGAAUGGACGGAGCCUGGUCAUCAGCCACCUUGACCUGACCCGAUUAUUGGAAGCCCUGCUGUCAUUUCUUGAUUUCUUAGAUAAGAAGGCCAACAUUGCCAUGGGACUGCUCACAGACUUGGCUCUGGAUGAAAGAUUCCAAGUCCGUUUCCAGGCCAACCUUCCAGAUGCUCUUCCGGCACUCAUAGGUGUUCUGAAGAGGGAUCCCAAGGUAACUAAUGCCUCAGCUCUCUGCCAGUGCAUUGCCAUCAUGGGGAACCUCAGUGCUGAGCCUGCCACCCGGAAGCACAUGGCAGCCUGUGAAGACUUUGGGGAUGCCUGCUUGGGAUUCCUGGCCAGGUGUGAGGAGGACCUGGACCUAUUCAGAGAGAUCACAUACACACUCUUGGGACUCAUCAUGAACGUGUGUCUUCAGGUCCCCUUUGUCUCAGAGGUUUGGGCUAUGGAGGUGAGCAGAAGAUGCCUGACUCUACUGCAUUGCCAGGAUGGAGGAAUCCUAACAAGAGCUGCUGGUGUUCUAAGCCGGACCCUUUCUUCCUCUCUGAACAUCAUCGAGGAGGCUGUGAGAACAGGAGUGGUGAAGAAAAUGAUUAAAUUCCUGAAGACAGGAGGCCAGACUGCAUCACAUUAUGCUAUAAAGACACUGGCUAUCUGCACAAAUAGUUAUCACGAAGCGCGGGAAGAAGUGAUAAGACUCGAUAAAAAGUUCAACAUUCUGAUGAAGCUGCUCAGCUCGGACGACGAGAUUCUGGUGGGCAAUGCUGCCCUCUGUCUUGGCAACUGCAUGGAGGUACCCAAGAUUGCAUCUUCUCUGCUGAAGACAGACCUGGUGCUGGUCCUGUUAAAGCUUGCUGGUAGCGACUCUCAGAAUUCAGCGGUGCAGCUGAAUGCAGGCAUUGCUCUGGGGAAGCUGUGUACAGCCGAGCCCAGCCACAGCUCGCGUGUACGCAUGCCCACGCAGAGUUCAUCUCUCCGCAGCCAGGAGAUGAAUUUUCACAUGAAAACGGAACUGGAGGAAUCAUACAAAAUUCUCGUCAGGCAUUGAAGUAGGGAUGGUAUCUUUGAAAUACAGAAACUUCAAAUAACUGGACUGUUUGUCGCUAUCAUGGAACUCACUGAGAAAGAAAAUCACUCUCCGCAGGAGUGGCAGGAAAUGCUUACUCCACAGCAGGAAGCUAGGAAAGGUUGCCCUCCGUGGGCCACCAUCUUUUCUGAAGAUACUCUGGAACCAGAGUGAACCAAAAGUCAGAGGCCCCAAUUUGACCUCACUGGGCUCAUCAACAUGAUUAGCUCUCUGACUUGGGUAUUUGCUUGUCUAGUCUGCGAGGGAAUUCCUCCUGUUCCAGGAAUGUGGCUGUGACUUUUUUCUUGAGGAAUCAUGUCUCCCUCAUGUUUAGACCACCGGAUCCAGGUGAAGCUGACGGUCUUAGUCCCCUGUUGCUAGAGUCUAAUACCACAGACCAGGUAUUUAUAAAGGAUAGAUAUUGUACUGGUCAGUUUGUCAUCACUGUGACCAAAAGACCCGACAAGAACAACUUAGAGGAAGAGAAUUUUAUUUUGGCUCAUGGUGUCAAAGGUUCAGUCCACGGUCAGCUGACUUCAUUCCUCUGGGCUGAAGGUGAGGCAGAACAUCACAGCAGAAGAGCACAGCAGAGGAAAGCAGCUCAGAACACGGCAGCCAGGAAGCAGAGAGAGUUCUGCUCACCAGGUUGAAGGAGAAAGGAGUGUGUCAUUAAUCUCCACUGAUGACAUAGGGCCUAAAAUGACCUAUUGCUCAGUCCUAGCAGGGAGGUGUACAACCCACCAUUGCCCUGAAUGAGCCUCAUAGAGAGGUCAUAUUCAAUUUGAUCAAGAUUGUUCCAGCCAUAUGUUAAGAGCAUGUGACUUGGCAAGAGGCAAGCCAGUUGCAAGCGCUGUGGUCAGGUAUUGGGUAAUUAGGCUUCUCUAGACUUGUAGAAAUGGCAGUGAUAGUAGACCCUAUGUCAGGGGGUUGUUGAGAGGGACUCAAUGAAGUGGAGCACUGUGAAUGGAACCCAGCACGAAGUCAAGGCUUACUGCACAGCAAGCCCUAUUAUUCAAUGCUUUGGUCCCUCAAGCCUCACCAGCAAUUUCUUAUUCAUCAGAAUUGUCCUUUGCUUGGGAAACUAUUAUGUGAACAUGCACAAACCGUCGUCAGUGUUCAUAAGGAAUCUGACUGGAGGCGGGUAAUGGUGAUGGGAGUCUCUGAGGAUCUCUCCAGGCUCUGGGGUGCAGGCAGGAGAAAACCAAAGGAAAAUCUGCCCAGCCACAGUAUAACCCAGAGCCCCCUCUACAGAGUCUUUCUAGAGGAGUCUCAUAAAAAGCCAGGAGUCAGCCUCUGUCCCCUGAGUUUCACCUUUUGCUCAUUCCUUCCUUCAGGGAGAGUGAAGGAGCUCCCUCUCUCACACGGAGCACUGGGAAAGCAGCAGUGAGUGAGAUCCUGCCAGUUUAUGUUCCCAGAGUCCAUUUAACUUUUAGGAAUUGUAUUCUUCACACACACACCUAUGC
Molecule: messenger RNA, 3757 nt
Organism: Ictidomys tridecemlineatus (thirteen-lined ground squirrel)
Lineage: Eukaryota; Metazoa; Chordata; Mammalia; Rodentia; Sciuridae
Source: RefSeq, a predicted model, not a curated record